Populus euphratica (Euphrates poplar) is the source of this 3385-nucleotide messenger RNA. Its product is annotated as copper-transporting ATPase PAA1, chloroplastic-like. Bases 104 to 2953 code for a protein of 949 amino acids. Gene Ontology annotation, molecular function: P-type divalent copper transporter activity; ATP binding; copper ion binding. NCBI's taxonomy places the organism in Eukaryota, Viridiplantae, Streptophyta, Magnoliopsida, Malpighiales, Salicaceae. The transcript has 18 exons. Gene Ontology annotation, cellular component: membrane. Gene Ontology annotation, biological process: copper ion homeostasis; monoatomic cation transport. The record is from RefSeq and is a predicted model, not a curated record.
UUAAAAUAAAAAAACAAAAAAAAACGUGCAGAUAGCGCUGGCUGUAAUUCAUAUAGAGAGAGAGGGGCGGUCAGAGAAGACUGAAGAGAGAUUUUGUUCAAAAAUGGACUCUGCAUUGGCUGUCUCGGCUACGGCAUUGCCUCUCUUCACCUUAUCCAAAGUCAACCGUCAUUUCAUCACUCACAAUGCUCGUUCCUUUCUCCGCCACUCCUCGUCUCAACUCGGCACUCUCCGACUCGGUUCCAUCUGCUCGCACAACAACGACGCCCUUGCUUCUUCUCCUUCUUUGUGCACGGUGGUCCCGCUGCUACGCCGCCGCUUGGAAUGCGUUUCCAGCUCCGCGGCGUCCUUCGGGACCUCGUCCGGCGGUGGAGGGGGCGGCGAGUCUGGAAGCGGCGGCGGAGGUGGUGGAUCGGACGGUGGUGACGCGGAGUCGAACUCGGUUGCGGGAGCGGUGGGCGCGGAGGAGGUGUCGACGCUGUCACCGGAUGUUAUCAUACUUGAUGUUGGAGGAAUGACGUGUGGGGGAUGUGCAGCUAGUGUCAAAAGAAUACUUGAAAGUCAACCGCAAGUAUCUUCUGCUAGUGUCAAUCUCGCUACAGAGACUGCGAUAGUGUGGCCAGUAUCUGAAGCAAAAGGUGUACCCAACUGGCAGAAACAGCUCGGUGAGGCACUUGCAAAGCAUCUGACCAGUUGUGGUUUCAUGUCUAACCUUCGAGAUGCUGGAAGGCAGAAUUUCUUCAAAAUUUUUGAAAAGAAAAUGGAUGAAAAGCGUGAUCGCCUAAAAGAAAGCAGUCAUCAGCUUGCUGUCUCUUGUGCUCUCUGUGCUGUAUGCCUCCUUGGUCAUGUUUCUCAUAUUUUUGCCGCUAAGCCUCCAUGGAUCCAUGUGUUUCAUUCUGUAGGAUUCCAUGUGUCUUUGUCUUUGUUUACAUUGCUUGGUCCUGGGCGUCAACUUAUUCUUGAUGGUGUUAAAAGCCUUUCUAAGGGAGCUCCAAAUAUGAACACUUUAGUAGGUCUUGGGGCGUUAUCCUCGUUUGCUGUUAGCUCAUUAGCUGCAUUAAUACCAAAGCUGGGUUGGAAGGCAUUCUUUGAGGAACCGAUUAUGUUAAUAGCUUUUGUCUUGCUAGGAAGGAAUCUUGAACAGAGAGCUAAAAUUAAAGCAACCAGUGAUAUGACUGGACUUUUAAGUGUUCUACCUACAAUAGCUCGUCUUGUAGUCAAUGGUGAUGCAAAAGACCUGGGCUCAAUUGUUGAAGUUCCUUGCAGCAGCCUCUCUGUUGGAGACAAAAUUGUUGUCCUACCUGGUGAUCGUGUUCCAGCCGAUGGAACAGUCACAGCAGGUAGAAGCACCAUUGAUGAGUCGAGUUUCACAGGGGAGCCAUUGCCAGUAACCAAACUACCUGGGAGUCAAGUAUCAGCUGGAAGUAUAAACCUCAAUGGAACUCUAAAAAUUGAAGUCACAAGACCAGGGGGUGAGACUGCCAUGGGAGAUAUUGUUCGUUUGGUGGAAGAAGCACAGAGCAGGGAAGCUCCAGUACAACGCUUGGCUGACAAGGUGUCUGGGCACUUUACUUAUGGGGUGAUGACAAUUUCAGCAGCUACAUUUAUGUUCUGGAGCAUGUUUGGGACACGCAUUCUACCCGCAACUUUGAACCAAGGAAAUCCAAUUUCUCUAGCUCUACAACUCUCUUGCAGUGUUUUGGUUGUUGCUUGUCCAUGUGCGCUUGGCUUGGCCACACCUACUGCUGUACUGGUUGGAACUUCAUUGGGAGCAACAAGAGGAUUGCUUUUGCGUGGAGGAAAUGUUCUGGAGAAGUUCUCAAUGGUGAAUUCUGUUGUGUUUGACAAAACAGGAACCCUAACAAUUGGCAGACCUGCUGUAACAAAAGUUGUUCCAUUUGGAGGCAUGAAAAUUACAGAUUCACAACUAAAUCCAGAUGCUACAGAUGCUACGUUGUCUGAGGUUGAACUCUUGAAGUUAGCUGCAGGCGUGGAAUCAAAUACUAUUCAUCCGGUUGGAAAAGCUAUAGUAGAAGCUGCACAGGCUGCUGGUUGUCAGAAUGUGAAGGUGACCGAGGGGACAUUCAUGGAGGAACCUGGGUCUGGUGCUGUGGCUACCAUUGAGAAUAAGGUUGUGUCUAUUGGAACACUAGACUGGAUUCAAAGGCAUGGAGUUGAUGAGAAACCAUUUCAAGAAGUGGAAGAUCUUAAGAAUCAGUCUGUUGUCUAUGUUGGAGUGGAUAAUACACUUGCUGGACUUAUCUACUUUGAAGAUCAGAUUAGAGAAGAUGCUCGACAAGUUGUUGAAUCCUUGUCCUGUCAGGGAAUAAACGUGUACAUGUUGUCUGGUGACAAAAAGAGUACUGCCGAGCAUGUUGCUUCACUUGUUGGCAUUCCAAAAGAGAAGGUGCUGUCUGGAGUUAAGCCAGAUGAAAAGAAAAAGUUCAUCAGUGAACUUCAGAAGGAUCAGAGCAUAGUAGCCAUGGUCGGUGAUGGAAUAAAUGAUGCAGCUGCCUUUGCUGAGUCACAUGUUGGAGUUGCCAUGGGAGGUGGUGUUGGAGCUGCCAGUGAGGUAUCCUCUAUCGUGCUGAUGGGUAACAGAUUGUCACAGGUGCUUGAUGCAUUGGAGCUGAGCAGGCUAACCAUGAAAACUGUAAAGCAGAAUCUUUGGUGGGCCUUUGCAUAUAACAUCGUUGGAAUUCCGAUUGCAGCUGGAAUGUUACUGCCAGUAAAUGGGACCAUACUGACGCCGUCAAUUGCAGGAGCCCUCAUGGGUUUGAGUUCUAUUGGAGUGAUGACAAAUUCAUUGCUUCUGAGAUUCAAAUUCUCAUUGAAGCAGAAAAAAGUCUAUGGAGCAUCUCCAAACACCAAGAUUGAUGUGGAUUCUGUUCUUUUGUACCAGAAGGAGAAAACAAAACAGCCUUAUUCUGAUUCUCGAUGGGGAGAGGUGUGAUGGGAGUGCAGAGAUACAAACCUUGGUUAUUCUUUUUCUUUUUAUAUGAACAGUGGUAUUUUGAGUUAGCAGAUUGAAUUGCUGGCGGAAAAAGGAAUGAAAACGUGGGAAAUUGGAAGAGAUUAUGCGGUGUUGUUGGCGACCAAAUGAUGAAAAGAUGCGACAAGUGAAACCUUGGUGGCCAAAAAGUCAAUUAUGUGAAACUUGAAAGAUCAAGCUGACUUUUGGUGACGUAAAAAUGCUUGCAGUGGCACCGAAACUGUUGAGGACUUUCUUAACAAAAUAGAAAACUAGAGAAAUUGAGAGAGAGAAGUAGAGGGAAAGAGAUAGAGAGAACUGCAGUUCUGCAGAAACUCAAAUUCUUAUGACUUGAUUGCCUUUCACGUUUGUGCACAUUUCUUAUUUAUCCAAGCAAUUCUUUUUUCUUUUUUU